AUGGGUGAACCUACUUCCUCAAAAGGACAAGCAAACGAAUCAGCUGUACUUUCUCAGCCAGAGGACGAACAAGACUAACAAGCCACGUCUUAUAUAAACGACCUAACUCAAGCUCACAGUUUUUAAAUACAAAAAGCAGAAAUUAAGCCUACUCGAUCAAGAGCUCUCAAAAUCGGCACUUAAACUCCGACUCUGACAGUGCAAUGCCUCACGACGAAAGUGAAUGAGGGAUUUACCAAAGAUUAAGCUAUUUUUAACGGUGAAAUUAAUUAGCAGGAUCAUAUUUUAAGCCCCCUAAUGAGGAAGCAUAGUUCCUCCAAGAAAAAAGAGAUGUUUACACAACAGAAAUACCCAAGUGCAGCUAGCAAUUAUUUGCAACCGAGUAAAUAGCGUAAGUUCUCUUAACCCAACAUAAUUAUUUAUAUAGAUCCUAAAGAUGAUUAUGAUGCCUAGAGCUCAAAUAAAUCUAUAUAGGAUAUUUUCGAGGCUCAGUUGAAAGACAUACAAAGUAAUCCUGAAUUUAGAAAAAAAAGAACAGUUUCCAUGACAAAUCGUAAAAAACCCAAAAACAUAUCCGUUUAGGGCAGCCAUGAUAAUAUGUCAGUAAGAGGUUUGAAUGACGAUUCGGUGAGUAGAAGUGCUGCUAACUCCCCAUACUUCAAGCCUGGCACAAUUAAACCUUAGAGAAGACGAGAUCAAAACGGAGUGAGAAUAAUCAAGGGUUCUAAAAAUCACAAAAUAUCAUUCACGGACUAAGCACAGAACCUCCGCUUAGAAGAGGUUUUUAUAGUUGAAAGUUACAAGGAGUACUAUUAAAAGCAAGAUAACUACGAUUCUAUUAAUUGCACCUGUAGCAUAUACUGA
Messenger RNA from Stylonychia lemnae, 864 nucleotides. The record is from the annotation of a GenBank genome assembly. NCBI's taxonomy places the organism in Eukaryota, Ciliophora, Spirotrichea, Sporadotrichida, Oxytrichidae.